AAACAAGCUGGAGUUUCCUCAUUAUCAGCACUUAUAUAUAUAGAUUAUAGAGCUUCGUGUUUAUUACAAUAAAGAAAGAAAUUCAGCAACAACAAUGGGUUCUCUUAUGGCAGGAUGGAACUCUCCAACCUUAGAUCCUGAAUCAGCUUCAAUUGAGAGGAAUCGAUCACUCACAAAAGAACAAAUUGAUGCUUACUGGAAAACAAAAGAGAAGACCGAGUCAGAACACAUUCGGGCUAUUUCUGAAUUAUCUGGAACUAUUCAGACCCACAAAUUCGAUGAUUCAGAGAAUUCUGGUAUGUCAAGUACCGUGGCCUUGAACCGCAUAAAGAAGCCCUUGAACAUGGAUGUUGAUGAGAAAAGUUUGAAGAAGUUUGUGAAGAAAAAUUGCUGGUAUAUUAUGUUACCUGUGGUGGACCAAGAGCAGCUCGGCAUUUCUGAAUGAACCGCCAGUGAUUGAAGCUUCUUCCAACAACUAUGCUUCACAGUUUCACGUAGCUAACGUGAGAUCAACAAAAUUUAAAACCGGAAAUGAAAUUAGUGCUUCAUGAUCUUGCUUCAGUUAUGAUGUACAUAUAGUUGGUGUCUACACAUGUGUAUCUGUUUUGUCACACUUAUAAUUUUCCAUAAGAACUGUGUUUUGGUUUAUCUGAAAGAGAAUAUUUAAAUGGUUUCACUUUCUGGUUAAGUGUGUUUGA
Messenger RNA from Vigna unguiculata (cowpea), 698 nucleotides. RefSeq lists its product as uncharacterized. The record is from RefSeq and is a predicted model, not a curated record. Lineage: Eukaryota; Viridiplantae; Streptophyta; Magnoliopsida; Fabales; Fabaceae.